Anopheles funestus (African malaria mosquito) is the source of this 2190-nucleotide messenger RNA. Its product is annotated as zinc finger protein 605-like. Gene Ontology annotation, molecular function: RNA polymerase II cis-regulatory region sequence-specific DNA binding; DNA-binding transcription factor activity, RNA polymerase II-specific; zinc ion binding. Gene Ontology annotation, biological process: regulation of transcription by RNA polymerase II. Lineage: Eukaryota; Metazoa; Arthropoda; Insecta; Diptera; Culicidae. The transcript is spliced from 5 exons. Bases 631 to 2190 code for a protein of 519 amino acids. The record is from RefSeq and is a predicted model, not a curated record. Gene Ontology annotation, cellular component: nucleus.
AUUUCCGAUCGUUCUAGAAGGUUGUGGAACAAUUUUUGAUUGGUUUAAGAUUUUUGAAAGUUAUUGCAAAGUAUGUAAAUAUAAUAUAAAUGUAAUUUUCCAGCAAAUGUUACUUUUUUUAACCGCGCGAUUCGUUCAACAUUAAGCUAAGAAUGCAACCUUGCAGUAUAAACAACACCAAUCUCUCCCAACUGUGAACAACCGAAACAGAGAGGUAAUGUCAUGGGCGUAUAAUUGACAGUUAGCUACCCAAAUAGAUGCAUUGUUUGGUAUAGGCAGAUGCGAAUAAUUUAAUUUAAAUCGUGUAUAUCGAUAAACUAACGUAAUAUAAUGGACGUAAUGUAUGGUUUAUUUAUAUUUCUACCAUUUAAUAUUAUAAAGCUUACGAUACAGUUAGGAAACAAUCUAAAGACGACGUGUAAUCAACAUAAUUCACACAAAGGAUCCGAAGAACUCCGAUGAUGAUAGCCGGUACGGCAGUUGUCGCUCUGCACAAAGGACAUGCGCAAAGCAUAUAUUCGGCGAAAAGGAUGAGAAGGAGCUUAAAAAACAGUAGUAUGAUGGUACUGUCUCAUGUUGUGGUGCUGUUGCAAUUGAUUGGACAUUGCUAUUCCCACUGGUGCCGGUAACAUGGAUCAUCCGAACAGCAGGAAUGCUAUCAACGAUCCCAAUCAAUGCAGACUUUGCAUGCGUGUAUGUGACGAUAGUUUCCUGGAGUACAUCUUUACCGAGAAGGAGUAUAGCCUUGCACACCAGAUAUUUGAAUGUACCUCGAUACGUGUAACCAAGCAAGAUAAUCUUACCAAAAUAUGUAAAAACUGUGCAUCGCUUCUAUUCUUGACGACGGAGUUUCGCAACGCAUGCUUCAAAACUAAUCGCUUGCUGAUGGAAGACUUCGUUAUUCUGGAGCUCGGGGACUGGGCCGCCGACAGCAAUCAACUUCUUCUUCGGGAGUGUGAAAAUUUCAUAGUAAGACACAAGCAGCAAGUUGAUUAUUUGUAUGCCAGCAUCGUAACCAACAGUGAGCAGUAUCUUGAAGGAUCCUUAGCAAUUGACACGGACCUGUUCGGUGAUGACGGACAGCAGCAGCGGAUGGAGAAGAAAAAUGGAAUUGAAAGAGCAACACUUCUGGAUGCAAAACCUGUCCCAGCUCGAUUGGAACAGUGUGAACCAGAUCCGGAGAUAUUGAUGGAGAUUACAAAAUUUCUUGAGGAGCAGACACCCUCCCAUCAACAUAAUUUACCCGAUCACACACAUCACGUCCAGGAUCAUUCAAAACAAGCGAUAGAACCGCAUCGAUGUAGUCUUUGUUGCGUCGUAAGUGAUACUGUUUUUGGGCUAACGAAUCAGCAACAAAAAAUAGUUCGAGUGUUGAAUUUCGAACAUUCAAAGCUGAACAAGCUUCGCUCGUGUAACGAAUGUUGUCUGCUGCUGGAUGUGAUAGAUAGCUUUCAGAAAAUAAUUUAUAACGCACAAGAACUGUCCCUCCAUGAGCGAAGUUCUUGCGAAACAUCGCAAUUUGAAGGUAUGGUUGAGCUAGAAAAAUGCUUGAUGGAAAAACUAAAGCAUAAGCAAGAGCUGUUCGUGAAGUUGCAAAACAAACAAACUGCCGGCUUAACAUCCAAUCAAACCGAACCUGUAGUUCCGAUCAAAAAAUCUUCUAAACGCACAAAGGUUACCUGCCAUAUCUGCGGUAAGCAGUACGACAACUGGAAGCUAAAAACGCAUCUUAACGAACAUGAAAAUAUUCGUCCGUAUGCUUGUGAUCAGGAAGGUUGCAGCAGCACCUUUACCGGGUUGGUACUGUUAAAUCGACAUAAAAAGUUGUGGCACACCGAUUACUACUAUGCCGUGUGUAGUGUGUGCGGUAAGAAGUGUAAAACACAAGGUAUAUACAAAACUCACUUAUCGUACCACGAAGAACCGAAGCUGCCGUGUACAGUUUGCGGGAAGCUGAUGCGUAACAAACGUGCUAUAUGGAAGCACAUGAAAACGCAUAGCAAUGACCGGAAGCAUGUGUGUGGCGUGUGCAAUAAGAAGUUCACAAUUGCCUAUACGCUACGGGUGCAUAUGCGCAUACAUACGAACGACAAACCGUAUCCUUGCGCCAAGUGUGAUAAGCGGUUCCAAUACAAAUGUUUGCUAAAGAACCACUGCCAGCGAUACCAUAGCGAAGGCGAUUCGAAAUAA